Molecule: messenger RNA, 1953 nt
Organism: Lasiodiplodia theobromae
Lineage: Eukaryota; Fungi; Ascomycota; Dothideomycetes; Botryosphaeriales; Botryosphaeriaceae
Product: F-box domain cyclin-containing protein
Exons: 2
Coding region: 1-1953 (650 amino acids)
Molecular function (GO): protein binding
Source: RefSeq, a predicted model, not a curated record
AUGCUGCUUGACCUGCCAAACGAGCUCCUGCUCGAGGUCAUAUACUACCUCGAUCCAGGCAGCUUUUCCCAGGUCACUCGCGUCUGCAAGGCCCUGCGGUCUGCUGCUCUCGGCACACUCUCACUCAAGCAUCAAUUGGAAAAGGUCCCUGGCAUCAACGACAGACUCUGCGGUAGCGACGCGAAGAAGCUCCACAAGGCCUUCAGGCGCCGUACCGUGAAGAAUCUGUUGCAUGGAGUCGAGGCUCUUGCCGACGUUUCGCGUUUUGCUCUCUCAGAAUCCCUGAAAUAUGGCGCCUUCAUGAACUGUAGCUGCAAGACAGACCACUUGCUGAUGACAACAGUCCACCCCAAAGACGCUGCGAUCGGUGUAUUCAGCAUCAAGUCUCAGUUCCCAAUCCUCAAGUGUAUUCUGUCGCCUACAGCUCUGGACCUUGGACCUGAGGAAGAUAUUCAAUUCGAGGUGCUCAAGAUGGCCUUCUACGACUCGCAUGACCGCUCCGCAACGUGCCAAUGUGUGGACCGGCUCGCUGUGCUUUAUCGUUACCGCCUGAAAGGAGACAGGCGCGGGCCAUUCGUCGAAGCUGCCGCUAAACGGUCCGCAGAGAUUCUGAAACUUGUGACCUGGACAUUCACCAGCUCGUUUGACGCAACUAUUGAGGAAGUGCGCGACAUCCUCACAGGAGGUGUCCUUGAGCCAAGGGCUAUGGCAGUGGCGGACGAUGGCUCUGCAAUAAUCUGUUAUGAUGCCAACUCGGGCUCUCGGUAUCAGGUUCAACUGAUCCAACGACGCCCGGACAGGUAUUACGACCCCCUUCCGCCUACCAGAGCUUAUGACACAAGCUGUAAUGUGAACGGCACUCCUACACCGUGUGAGAUUCAGAUCAUCAAACGCAGGGUGUGGUUCUUCAAUCCUGGGAUACCAACUCCACAGUGCGAAGUGGACGACUACGGCACCGUGACCUCGAUCCAGAUGUCUCACCCACGCUUUUCUUUCAUACCGAGACCCUUCACUGGCCCGUCCUUCGGCUUCCCGCUGGCUGUUCAUCACAAGCAUAGGCUCAAGGACCCUACUGGCGAAGAAUACUGUCUCAACAGCGUUCUCCAGCUGCAUAUACAAGACGAUUCGUGCUCUCCAGGCGCUUAUAUCAUCAAGGGCGUACAUUUUCCGGACGGGUGUCAACAUUACAACCCACUUCAACGAUACUCUAGCCUGGACCAUUUCGCGGUUGCUGAACUUGGUGGCCUUGACAUCGGCGCAAGCAGGAGCUCUUCGCUAGGUCUAAUCAUGGCAGUCUCGCCCCGCAAACGUCACAUUGCUAUUGCCACAUGGAAGCGCGUCCAAGUCUGGGUCGUUCAUCCUGAUGCCUUUUUCGAACGCAAAACACAUUCUAACGGAUGCUUGACGACCCUGAGUGGCUAUACAAGCUCCCAUCGCAACGCAGACCCCAACGUCGGCAACUCGACCGUUGAUCUGGUCGACCGCGCUCAUGUCGAAGAUACAGGCUCGUCGAGCGACAACUCGGAAUCAGAUGCAAGCACUCCGGUCACAAGACACCGCAGCGCUUCAUCGGUUUCAAGCACAACUACAGCUUCUUCCGCAGACACAUCCGCCUCUACGUUCUCCAAUGAUGAUGGCCUGGAUCUGGAUGAAUGGCCGUGGAUUGAUCGUUGUGGUUGGGACUAUUACUCAUGCUAUCCUCGCCGUGAGCUCGAUGAACGUAAAGUCUCACCUGAACAAGAUUCCCCGGAGGGCUGCCAAAUUGUGAGUCUCCAACCAGUUGAAUUGCCAUCUCAGGGCGUAGUGUUGGCCCUGGCGUUCAAUGGCGAAGAUAGUCUAUGGGCGUGGACAGACCGCGGCCCACUCAGGUGGAAGUUUAGUGAAGACUGUGACGCAAGGAGAGAAGAACACGAGACAUAUUGGGAAGUGAAGGAAAUGAAUGUCAAAAUGUAA